AUGAACAAGGCUCAAGAACUCCUGGAUGCGGAUCAGUGUGAUCAGGAGGCCCUGAGAGUGAUCCAGAAGGAGCUGGAGACACGGCUGAACAACCUGGAUGGACUACAGAGUGACUUGGAGCUGAUGAUCGAGUCUGAGAGUGAGAUGCUGGAUGACAUUGAGAAGGCUGGCGUGUUUCGUGACUCUGUACUUGGCGUGCUCUCCAAUGUGGUGAAAGCUGAUGGAGUGGGCGAGGGAUGGUUGACGAUGCAGGCCAUCGAGGUUCCUGUGAUCUGUGCGCCCCUGUCCCGGCCCAGCCUGCCUGCCUCUGUGAUGGCGGAGCUGUCUCACCUCCCGAUGGCUGGCCGCCCUCCUCCCGAUGAGCCGCUGCACGUGCACAUCCUCGUCGGUAUGGACUACUACUGGAGUAUGGCUAAGUUUCGCGAUUCCAUUCGAAUGGACGAUGGGCGGUAUGAGGUGGCUCUGCCGUGGAAGAGAGACCCUGGUGAGCUAGUCGACAAUAGGCAGGCUGCUGAGGUACGACUGGCUGGUCUCUCGAGGAAGCUUGGAAAGGACUCCAAGCUGGGUGAGGAGUAUGAUCAGGCUCUGAAGGAGAUGGAGGCGAAUGGGGUGAUCGCAGAGGUGCCACGAGAGGAGCUCGUGUCAGAGAAUCCCACUUUCUACCUACCGCACAGGCCGGUAGUGAAGGAAAGUAGCACCUCCACGCGCGUGCGUCCGGUGUUUGACGCGUCGGCGACUGACAGGCACGGUCUUUCGCUCAAUGAUUGUCUCGAGGUUGGUCCGAAUCUGAUUCCCAACCUGUGUGAGGUGUUGUUGAGGUUCCGCCGGUGGAGAUUCGCGGUCACCGGUGAUAUCCGGAAAGCUUUCCUGCAGAUCCGGGUGAGGAGAUCAGAUCAGGACGUUCUCCGCUUUCUGUGGGAGCUGGACGGUCGUCUUCGGACCAUGCGGUUUCAGCGAGUCAUUUUCGGAGCGGCGUGCUCGCCGUUCUUGCUGAUCGCGACCAUCCAGUACCAUCUGGAUAAGUAUCCACCCUCUCGCGCUGUCCGAGAGCUCCAGACUUCUCUGUACAUGGAUGACUUUGUGUCUGGGUGUGAUACCGAGCAGGGUGCUCGUGAGCUGCUUACCGAGGCCCAGUCUAUCCUCAGUGACGCUGGGAUGGAGCUCACGAAGUGCACUUCCAACAGUGAGCUCGUACUCGAUCGAACUCACGCGCUGGCCGGCAGUCCUGAGGACGAGAGCGUGAAGGUUCUCGGACUGAGAUGGCUACCUGAUAGGGACGUGUUCGUGUUUGAGGGUGUCAGCAUGCCUGACAAUGUGGUGCCCACCAAGCGAGUCUUGUUGAGUCUGAUCGCGAGGUUGUUUGAUCCGAUGCAGUGGCUGGCUCCUCACACAAUGGUGGCAAAAUGUCUGUUUCAGGACCUGUGGCGGAUCGGUCUGGGCUGGGACGAGAUCCUGCCUCCUGAGCUCUGUGACGUGUUUUCUGACUGGGUGAGAGGACUGGAGGUCCUGAAGCAGAUGGAGAUUCCUCGGAGCUACUUCAGCUCAGGUUGGAACGGUGGGGAGGGUGUGAGCCUUCACGCCUUUGGUGACGCCUCGCCAAAGGGAUACGGGGCGGUGGUCUAUGUGUGUGCCCCUCGUGAGGAUGGCUCUCGUGACGUGUGUCUGGUCAUGGCGAAGGCACGUGUGGCGCCGAUCGCCGCUCACACUCUGCCUCGUUUGGAGCUGUUGGGCAGCCUGCUGGCGGCCAGGCUGGUGGUGUUCGUCCGGCGGGCACUGCAGCUGCCGGAGACCACGCCCUCGCUCUGCUGGACUGACAGCAGAAUUGUCCUCGGCUGGGUACAGGCGGACCCAGCGAGAUGGAAACAGUUCGUGUCGAACAGGAACUGUUAG
Amphibalanus amphitrite is the source of this 1890-nucleotide messenger RNA. RefSeq lists its product as uncharacterized. Lineage: Eukaryota; Metazoa; Arthropoda; Thecostraca; Balanomorpha; Balanidae. Bases 1 to 1890 code for a protein of 629 amino acids. The transcript is spliced from 5 exons. The record is from RefSeq and is a predicted model, not a curated record.